Fraxinus pennsylvanica is the source of this 1056-nucleotide messenger RNA. The record is from the annotation of a GenBank genome assembly. NCBI's taxonomy places the organism in Eukaryota, Viridiplantae, Streptophyta, Magnoliopsida, Lamiales, Oleaceae.
AUGGCCUUUCGGAGCAUUUCUUCUUAUUUCUCACUCCUUGGCCUCCUGUCUCUCAUCCUUCUCCACCCUAUAAUCACCACCACCGCCGGAAUCCGCCUGCAUGUCGCCCGGAAACCGUCCUCCACCACCAACCCCCCCUUUCGCGAGGCUCCGGCUUUUCGCAAUAGCAAUACAUGCAGCUCAAAUGUAAAAGAUAAUAUUCAUAUUGUCAUGCCCCUUGAUACGAAUUACAUUCGAGGUACAAUGGCAGCUGUUUUAUCCAUAUUGCAACAUUCAACGUGCCCCGAAAAUGUGUCAUUCCACUUCCUUUUGGCUCAUCUUGAGCCCGAAAUCUUUUCGUUGAUCAAAUCCACCUUUCCUUACCUUACAUUCAAAAUGUAUCGAUUCGACUCAAAUAUGGUUCGAGGAAAAAUAUCCAGGUCCAUUCGACAAGCCUUGGAUCAACCACUAAAUUACGCGCGUAUUUACAUGUCUGACAUUCUUCCUCUAGAUGUCGAACGGGUUAUAUACUUAGAUUCGGAUAUCAUUGUGGUGGAUGACAUUGCAAAGCUAUGGGAAGUUGAUUUAGGUGACAAAAUAUUGGCUGCACCAGAAUAUUGCCGUGCAAAUUUCACAAACUAUUUUACAGACACAUUUUGGUCAGAUGUAAAUUUGGCAACAACGUUUGAAGGGCGUAGGCCAUGUUAUUUCAACACCGGGGUAAUGGUGGUGGACAUCGACAAAUGGAGAAAAGGAGGGUACUCACAGAAGGUUGAGGAAUGGAUGGCAUUUCAAAAACAGAAGAGAAUAUAUCAAUUAGGAUCAUUGCCACCUAUUUUGCUUGUUUUUGCAGGGAACAUCAAGGCGGUGGAACAUAGAUGGAAUCAACAUGGAUUAGGUGGUGACAAUUUUGAAGGCAAUUGUAGAGUUCUUCAUCCUGGUCCAAUUAGCCUCCUACAUUGGAGUGGCAAGGGUAAACCAUGGUUAAGAUUGGACUCAAGGAAGCCGUGCACGGUUGACUAUUUGUGGGCCCCAUACGAUCUCUAUCGUUCCUCUAGAGUUGCAUUAGAAGAAUGA